AACCUUAAAGUCUAGACUUUAAUAAGGUCCAGACUUUAACGUAAUGGCAACGCCAUUCAAAUAGCAUUACGUUAAAGUCUGGACUUUAUUAAAGUCUAGACUAAGUUUUGUAAGCACGGGCCCAACUAUCAAAGUAAACCAUAGUAUGAUAGUUAUUUCUUGUAGAUCUGGGCCUCUGCUUAUAAAUUUAAUUUAAAAGUUAUAAAACUUUUAGAUUUCAGACUCAACGUCUAAUGACGUCACACUCAUACAAUUUGUAUGGCGUUGUCAUAACAUUAGUGUCUCAAACUCUAUUAGAGUCUUGGGUCUAGACUUUAAUUUAGUUUAAAAGUUUUAUAAGCACAUAUUUUUUUACUGUAUUGUAUUUUUAUUUUAAAAUUAUUAUUAAAUAUUAUAUUGUCAUCUAUUUCUAGAGAUACCUUUAAAUUUUCCAAGUUUCGUCACGGGACGUAAAGUCUAUAUCUUUUAGCUAUGACGUUUUAUUUUACCACUGCCAUUGAACUGUCCAAUUGCAAUUGACCUUUUUAAAAGUGUUCGGCAGGCCCCAAUGUUUUGAUAUUUCCAAGGUGUCGUUGCUAAAUAAGCGCUGCAUAAUUUACCUCGAGUGUCGCUGUUACGGCAACAACAAAGCAAUCAAUACGUACACACAUUUAAACAAAUCGCGAGCUAAAUUGGUUUUUAUAGGUCACAACGUGCAGAUCAUAUACGCCUAACAUGGAAGAAUAAGUUUUGGUGAUCGACUUGUCGUAUUGACCAUUGAGUAAUCGCCGGUAAGAUCAAACAUGGCGGACACCAAAACAUUGACAUGUGCUACUCGGCAGUCGUCUGCGACAGAGGAAGAACAGAGCGGUGAAAAUAGUGCAGUGGCGUUCACAGUUGACUGGGGAGCAGAAAAAUGCAACAGAGAGAAAGAAAAUCUGCAGGAAUGUUUCUUGAAGUUUAAAAGGGAACGACAGAGAGAGGUUCGGGAGAUGAAACGAAUGAAACGGCGUGAGAAAAAGGCAAGACGCGAUCCAGCUCGUAUGCAAAUUCUCCGUGAGAAGUUUGUCAAUCAGGUCAAGAAAUACUUCGGAGUUCCUUAUGCCAGGAAAUACUGGUCUAAAGACUCUCCAGAGUACAAUUCUCCCCUGUUCCUCGACUGCUGUGCUCUGGUUAGGAAAGCUGUACGCGACCUGGCGGAGGAGUUUGGAUUUUAUCUCGGUGCAUGGAACCAGGCCUACCAGUAUGACACACUGCCUAUCACAAUCCACCGAGAGGAGGACAUGCAGCCUGGGGAUCUCGUCUUCAUGUCAGGAAUCUACCAGAAUCCGAAAAGUAAGAAACAACGACACAAUAUGACUCACGUAGAGAUUUGGCUUGGUGAGGGGAAGAAGGUGAUUGGUUCUCGAUGGAACAACGGCAAAGUUCAGAUCUUUGACAGUUACAGAUUUGAAGCGAAGAGUUUCCACAGUGAACAGUACCAUUUCAAGUCCAUUGAUACCUGGCUGAUGGGGAUCUGCAAGAGCUAUUGUCCUAAACAUUCUUGGAAGAAGUAUAAACACCUGCCUGGUCGGAAAUCUGUCUUCAGUCUGGAUGAUGAUGAAGACUUUAUUAAUGCAGACCCAGACGAUUUGCCACUUGGUGAACCUGACGAGAUACAGAAUUCUAUAACAUCAUUAGAUGAUGGUACACAACAUUCCACAUCAUCAUCACUUCCUGGGGGUUCUGGUAGUAUUCGCGGUCAAAAAGAUGAAGAGGUUAUUAAUACAAAUCUAGAAGAUUCAUCAGUCAGUGAGCCUGACGAGAUACAAAAUUCUUUAACAUUAGAUGAUGGUAUACAACUUCCCACAUCAUUGUCAUCACUUUCUGAAGGCUCUGGUAGUACUCAUGGUAACACAGAUGAAGAGGUCAUUAAUACAAGUCUAAUAGGUUUGGCAAUCAGUGAUCCUGACUUCAAAACACAGAAUUCUAUAAAAGUAUCAGAUGAUGGUAUACAACAUACCACAUCAUUGUUGACACUUCCAAAAUCUAGACCAGAAGGUUCUGGUGGCACUCAUGAUGAAACAGAUUGGGAGUUUUAUAUUAAUGCUGACCUAGAUGUUCCAGUUAAUGAGUCAGAAUUUGAGACACCAGGUUCUGGAACAGCAUCAGGUGAUGAUAUGCAAUAUUCCACAUCAUUGUCAUCAUUUCCAAAAUCUGGACCACAAGGUUCUGGUAGCACUCAUAGUCAAAACAAUGAAAAGUGGUUUACUGCUGAGCUAGCAGAUUUGACAGUCAGUCAGUCUGACCUUCAAAAGCAAGGCCUGUUGUGUUGUUCACUCAAUGAAUACUCGCGUCUUGAGUCAAGAUGGUACCGAUUUGAAGAUGAGGGAUACGAUGUUACGUUAGCAGAAAAAGAACAAAGUAAAUUCUCACCCUAUAAACAUUGUAAUCCCGAAACUGCUGACUCGGCUGAUUCGUGUCAGCAAGAUGACAGCAGUGGAAAAGCAGCUAAGCGAGGCGGGGGAGGUGCGGGUGGGAAGAAGACUCCAGGGGGGAGGAUAGCCAAGCCACUGUUUUGCAGUCUCGCCAACAACAUGAUGCCGAGUUUCUACAUUGGAGGAGGCAAUGGAGUCAGCUUGAUAGAAGCACCUCUGCUAGCACUGGGUUGGAAGCGGACCUCUGACAAGUACGACGAGAAAUUUCGUCUCAAAUGGGUCGAAUGCAAAAGCAAGAUAAACUACGCCGCAUUUAAAGAAGGUGAUCAGCUAGUGAACCACAUCUCAAACUGCCAGCUCAUCACCAACAAACUCGGCCUCCUCAACAGUCUGCAGGAGUACGAACGAGUCACCCUCUCAACCAAAGGGAGACUACCCCGGCUAAAGAUGGCAGAAUUUGUGCCAGAAACCUACCGCUUGGAUAGCACGACCGACAGGGAAGCUUUUCUUCAGGUUUAUCAAGAUGAUGAAACAUGGAUCUGUAAGCCGACAGGGAUGAAUCAAGGAAAGGGAAUCUACCUCCUCCGUACUCGCGACGAGAUCGAGAAACUUCUGUCCGAGAGAGAAGCAAAGAAAGAGCAGUGUAAACCGUCACGCCCCCUCAUGUCCCGCAUUGUUCAGAGAUACAUCCACAAUCCUCUGUUGCUUGACGAGCGUAAGUUUGACAUCCGCGCGUACAUGCUGAUCGCCAACACGACGCCCUAUCUCGUGCUUUACCACAAGGGAUACGUCCGUCUGUCCUGUUUUAAAUACAACAGAGAGGAUACCGAUCUCACAACUCAUCUGACCAAUCAGUACAUACAGAAGCGAGCGCCGCAGUACUCGGAGGUGAAGGAGGACACGGCGUGGAGCAUGGACAAGUUCAACAAGUACAUCAAUGAGAGGGUCGCCUCCGACAAGACCGUCGAGAAAGACUGGGUCUACAACUCGCUCACAAAACAAAUGCAGCGCAUAAUGUUGCACUGUUUUAACAGCGUCAAGCACAAACUACACUGCAAAGUGGGAUACUUCGACUUGUACGGCUUGGAUUUCAUGAUUGACCAAAGCAUGAAGGUUUGGUUGAUCGAAGUCAACAUUAAUCCGUGCUUGGCGACAAACUGCGAAGCUUUGAAGGAGGUUAUACCCGACAUGGUGGAAGAAACACUGCAUAUAGCAAUCGAAUGUUUUGAGAAGAGUCGCAAAUGCCAGGUUCUGAUGCCGCUGAAUUCACUAAAAACAUUUACAAUCCUGUACUGUGGUUCGAACCCGUCCGCCGUCGCACCUCGUCACACAAGAAGCGUGUCACCGGAGAGAGCGAGACCCAUACAGCAAGGGAGAUCACCCGUUCGUGUUGUUCCGAGAGGCGCCACCUCCUCGACUCAAAUUGCAACAGGCUCCCCGUACCAGGUGAAACAGGUGGACAUAUUCAUGUCUGCAAACUCACAGAAGAAACCCACCAGCGUGCCCGUGGUCAACACCAUCCAGGGUUCCGCUUCUGACAGUCGACUUCCCAGUGUUGGCAAUAUCACUGUGAGCGCAAGAACCACCGGAACAAGCGCCAGACCCGUUGGAACUUCCAGCUCUGCUCCAAACAAAAAUUCUUCGACUGUAGCAAAAUCUCAAAAUGGUAACAUCGGCUCGAUGACUUUGCCUGCUCCUGGUCGCAAAUCUGAAAUAGUUACAUCCAGUACAGUUGCAUCAUCUCGGAAAAAUGAGGGUGUUACGUCAAAUUCGGUUACAGCUGCGAAGAAGAAUGAAGGUGUGACAUCAAAUUCGGUUACAGCUGCCAAAAACACGGAAGUUGGUAAAUCAAAUUCUGUUACAUCUGCCAGAAACAUUGAAGUUGGUAAAUCAAAUUCGGUUACAUCUGCCAGAAACACUGAGGUUGGUAAAUCAAAUUCGGUUACAUCUGCCAGAAACACAGAAGUUGGUAAAUCAAAUUCGGUUACAUCUGCCAAAAACACUGACGUUGGUAAAUCAGAUUCGGUUACAUCUGCCAAAAACACUGAAGUUGGUAAAUCAGAUUCGGUUACAUCUGCCAAAAAUACUGAAGCUAGUAAAUCAGAUUUGGUUACAUCUGCCAAAAAUACUGAAGUUGGUAAAUCAGAUUCUGUUACACCUGCCAAAAACACUGAAGUUGGUAAAUCAAAUUCUGUUACAACUGCCAAAAACACUGAAGUUGGUAAAUCAGAUUUGGUUACAUCUGCCAAAAACACUCAAGGUGUUACGUCAAAUAAUGGUGUGUCUGCUAGAAAAUCGGAAGCCUCGACGACUAACGCUGAUUUGUCGGCCCGAAAAUCUGAUAGUUUUACAUCUGCUAAUGGAAACAAAAAACUUGGUGCAAGAAAUAAAUCUGACAAACUAAGUACUAAUCAGAAUAACUUAAGCAAUCAAACAAAAAGUGCCAAACUAGUUUGUAAGGAUGAUUCGACUCGAAAAGGUGUCGAUAAUGGUAGUGGUAAGUCUGAAAAUAAAUCUACUCCAAAAAGUGUUGAAACUGUUAAAAAAUCUGUAUCUGCAACAAACUUUAAGGAAAGAUCGCAGCGUGAUUGCACUGAAAACAGUGUUGAAAACAGUGAUGAAUCUUCACCCGAUUCCCCUUCACAAACUGUCAAAAACAAGGUGGAUUCCACUUCAAAUAUUGUCAAAAACAGUGAGGACAAAUCGCCACAAGAUUCGACUCGGAAAAUUGUUGACAACAGUAAGAAAUCUCUACGUGAAUCAGCUCCCAAAAAUGUCAAAAAUAAUACAAUCUCUCCAAACAACUCUGUUCCUAAAAAGGUAGAAAGUGAAGAAAAGUCGCAACACGACUUGACUGCAAAAAUUGGCGACAAGUUGCAACAAAGCCAGAAGGAAAAGAACGGCAAUUCAUCCGAGGUUGAAACUGAGCAAGAGACCGAGGACGUCGAAGAUGAAAUUAAUUUGGUUGCAGAAGAAGAAAACAAAAAUAAUUUUUUGCAGAAAAACAAAAUGAUGACAGCUUCUAGUGCAAGGGACAGUAUAUACACACUGACUCAGACUGACACUCUGCUAAGCUUGAACCCAAAUAGUGACGUUAAACUAAAAAUGACUCAUGUAAAAAAGAAAUCUCGCGAAUCAUCAGGAAAUUGAAUCUAGAUAACUAAAAAUGACUCAUAUGAAAAAGAAGACUCUUGAAUCAUCAGAAAAUUGAAGCUAGAUAACUCAAAAUGACUCACGUAAAAAAGAAAUCUCGCGAAUCAUCAGAAAAUUGAAUCUAAAUAACUAAAAAUGACUCGUGAAAAAGAAGACUUGAAUCAUCAGAAAAUUGAAGCUAGAUAACUCAAAAUGACUCAUGUGAAAAAGACAACUCUUGAAUCAACAGGAAAUUGAAACUAAAUAACUCAAAAUUACUCAUGUGAAAAAAAAACCUCUUGAAUCAUCAGAAAAUUGAAACUAAAUAACUCAAAAUGACUCAUGUGAAAAAGAAAACUCUUGAAUCAUCAGGAAAUUGAAUCUAGAUAACUCAAAAUGACUCAUGUGAAAAAAAAACCUCUUGAAUCAUCAGGAAAUUUAAUCUAGAUAACUCAGAAUAACUUAUGUGAAAAAAACACCCUCUUGAAUCAUCAGAAAAUUGAAACUAGAAAACAAAAGAGAACAAAAAAGAUGUUUAAAAAUUCAGGGCUCAUACUUUUGAAUCUUAUUUUAGCGCUAUGAUAUUGCAAAACCAUCGCAGGAUAUGAUGUCACUAUAUGGUGUGUGUAGUCUGUGAUGGUUUUAAGAUAUCGUAGCGCUAAGAUAGCUUCGAAAAAAAUCUGUCCCCAGAGGUCGUCAAAAGUUUGAUAUUCGAGAUGGGAAUGUUCUGUAAUUUUUAAAAUCAAAUUUAUGUGCUAAUGGAUAAAAAUUGUUUAACUUAACAUUUUCAGAAAACUUAGUGCUCCAAAUUGAUUUUGUUCAAUGGACUUAAGUUAAACAUAAUCCCGAGGGCACAGUAUUUCAUGUUAUAUAACAUCAGAAUAAUGCAAACGACCUAAAUCAGUCAGUAGUGAAUCGGUAUUCAUUUCGGAGAUUAAAAAGUCACAGACUUAUGCAAGGCUCAAACUGUCAGCUGUCACGCCGACGGUUUCGUUGUAAUUUCCCUCAACUCCCAAACAAUGACGGGUGCGCUCAGAUUAACAACUAAUGGGUUAUGCAAUGAGAAUCGAGUUGCUCAGGCUAGCAACUGGACAGUCGUCAUAGAAGUCGUGAGAGCAGAAAGUUGGGACAACUUUGUCGUGACAGUUGGUAGUGUGAACCUAGCUAGCAUUGGGUAUCACCAGGACUUCUUUCAUGAGUGUAUUUUAAAAUACACAUAUUCUAUACUGUUGUAGACUGAUUUUUGGACACUUGAUGCAUAGCAAAUCAGUCGACUAGUCGACUUGAAACUUGCUGGUUACAUGAAUAUAUUCAGUAGGAUUUUAAAAUAUUGUUCCCUCAGGCCAUGACAAACAGGGAUACUGGGUGCGGGGGCACAGGCUCUUCCCCACCCCCGACCCCGACCCCAACUUGAGGAUGAUUUGUUUUUGUCCUACUCUUUAUAUAAAUAUACAAAUCUGGCUUUUGACCCCCUGACUAGAGAUUGUGUGCCCCCCCCCCCCCCCCCCCCCCCCCUCGACUUGAGGAUGAAAAUAGGUUUUUGUUGUUUGGUCCUACUCUUUAUGUAAAUAAAGAUACAAAUCUGGCUACAGAUUGUGCCCACCCCACCCCAACUUGAGUAGGGCUAGCUGUAGAUUAGCAAAACAAUUCGCCAAAUUAGCUUUAAAUAUGUAAAACCACUGUUAUUUUUCAACAGAAUACCAAUUAUUACAUGAAACAUCUUCGCCAAAUCAAAAUAAAAUUUGAAUUUGGCGAGUGGCAGAGCUAGUCCUGCAACUUGAGGAUGAAAUUAAAAAAAAAAAAUUGGUCCUACUCUUUAGAUAAAUAAAGAUACAAAUCUGGCUUUAAUUGCGACUCCCUGACUAGCAGACUAGAGAUCGUGCGUUCUUGACUUGAGAUUGUACUCCCCCCACCCCCACCCCCACCCCCACCACCAUCACUUCAAAUAUUAUUCCUAUGAGACAGCUCCUGCAUCUAAAACAUGAAAUUAUUUUCGAUUUUCUGACAACUGUCGAACAUACUAUUGUCACCGAAUACACUUUUUGUUUUUAACUUCAGUUCUGUUCUUUAGUUUAUAGACGAUACAGCAUGCUACCUAUUAGGUUGGAUCUCUCAGUGUGCCAAAUGUUUGUCAUAUAUUGUUAUUUUGUUUAUAUAUAUUUUUUUAAAGUCGUAAUACUGGCAUACAUGUACAUUUAUUGCACAAUUAGUGGGCUGAAGUUACAAAGUGUGUUUGUAUCUUACACACUGUUAUCUACAUGUUACACACUGUUAUCUACAUGUGUUUACACACUGUUAUCUACAUGUAUUUACACUGUUAUCUACAUGUAUUUACACACUGUUAUCUACAUGUUACACACUGUUAUCUACAUGUGUUUACACACUGUUAUCUACAUGUAUUUACACUGUUAUCUACAUGUAUUUACACUGUUAUCUACAUGUAUUUACAUACUGUUAUCUACAUGUAUUUACACUGUUAUCUAC
Gigantopelta aegis is the source of this 8012-nucleotide messenger RNA. RefSeq lists its product as uncharacterized. Gene Ontology annotation, biological process: protein modification process. The record is from RefSeq and is a predicted model, not a curated record. The transcript is spliced from 15 exons. Bases 783 to 5546 code for a protein of 1587 amino acids. Lineage: Eukaryota; Metazoa; Mollusca; Gastropoda; Neomphalida; Peltospiridae.